AUGGCCGUGAGCGCGGCGGCCGCCCCCGCCGCCGAGCCGCUGCCCCGCAGCAUCUUCAAGAAGUUCCUGGUGAUGCUCUGCUCCCUCCUCAUGUCCCUCUACGUCUUCUACUGCCUGGCUGACCGCUGCCAGACGCUGCCCGGACCCAUCAUCGCCGCCGGCGCCGCAUCGGAGGAGGACGAGGGCGGCGGCGGCGAGUUCCUGGGCGGCUCGGCCGAGCUGCCCCCCUGGCAGGCGGCGGCGGCGCGGCGCAAGCGGCUCCUGCAGCGGCUCAAGCAGCGGCGGCGGCGGCAGGAGGCGGCGCCGGGCGCGGAGCCGCCGGCCGGGGGCGGCGGGAGCCGGGCCGGCGGCUCGGGCGGCGGGGGCGGCGCGGCGGGCACGGCCGGCACCCUGGCUCUGCUGCUGGGCGAGGGCAGCAAGCGGCUGCCGCAGGCCAUCAUCAUCGGCGUCAAGAAGGGGGGGACGCGGGCGCUGCUGGAGUUCCUGCGGGUGCACCCCGACGUGCGCGCCGUCGGCGCCGAGCCCCACUUCUUCGACCGCAACUACGAGCGGGGACUCGCCUGGUACAGGGACCUGAUGCCCAGGACGCUGGAGGGGCAGAUCACCAUGGAGAAGACCCCCAGCUACUUUGUCACCAAGGAGGCCCCAGCCCGCAUCUCCUCCAUGUCCAAGGGCACCAAGCUCAUCGUGGUGGUGCGGGACCCCGUGACCAGAGCCAUCUCGGACUACACCCAGACGCUCUCCAAGAAGCCUGACAUCCCCACCUUUGAGAGCCUGACCUUCAAAAACAGGACUACGGGCCUGAUCGACACCUCGUGGAGCGCCAUCCAGAUUGGCAUCUACGCCAAGCACCUGGAGAACUGGCUCCUCCACUUCCCCAUCGGGCAGAUCCUCUUUGUCAGCGGGGAGAGGCUGAUCAGCGACCCCGCGGGGGAGCUGGGCAGGGUCCAGGACUUUCUGGGCCUCAAGAGGAUCAUCACGGACAAACACUUCUACUUCAACAAAACCAAGGGCUUCCCGUGCCUGAAGAAGGCGGAGGGCAGCAGCAAACCCCACUGCCUGGGGAAGACAAAAGGCAGGACCCACCCUGACAUCGACCAGGAGGUGGUGCAGAGGCUGCGGGACUUCUACCGGCCCUUCAACAUGAAGUUCUACCAGAUGACAGGGCAGGACUUCGGCUGGGACUGAGGCUGAAAGAAAUAAUUUAAGAA
Molecule: messenger RNA, 1211 nt
Organism: Vidua macroura (Pin-tailed whydah)
Lineage: Eukaryota; Metazoa; Chordata; Aves; Passeriformes; Viduidae
Product: heparan sulfate glucosamine 3-O-sulfotransferase 3A1-like
Exons: 2
Coding region: 1-1188 (395 amino acids)
Molecular function (GO): [heparan sulfate]-glucosamine 3-sulfotransferase activity
Source: RefSeq, a predicted model, not a curated record